GCCGGCGGAAACGACAAGCCGUCGCCGGCGGCAUCCGCUACAAGAGCGACACGUCCCCGCAUCGCUCUCCAGCUCAGGCCAGCCACCACCACCACCCCCACCGCACACGCCUGCUUCGCCGAUCGCUCUCCGUCGCUGACAACCGCCUCCUAAUCCCCCCCUCACCGCAUUGCACCGCGUGUUCUCGCAUGCUGCUGCUCUCCCUCGCGCAGGCGCCCCCGCUGCUGCUACCCGCGACGACCCCUCGCGCCCCUUCCCGGCGCCGCGAGCCCGCAUCGGCCAGCCUAAGGCGGCUCGCGUCACGGGCGCGAGGCGUCUCGGUCGCUCCUCGUCCUGUCCGCGCGGUGGUCGCCGGACGGGAGGCUGAAGGGAUGGCGGCGGCGGGGGCGGAGCAGGAGGGGAGGCCGCUCCGGGUCGGGCUCGUCUGCGGCGGGCCCUCCGCCGAGAGGGGCAUCUCGCUCAACUCCGCCCGGUCCGUGCUCGAUCACAUCCAGGGGGAGGAUCUGUUGGUGAGCUGCUACUACAUCGACUGCGGUAUGAACGCCUACGGGAUAUCACCGGCACAGCUAUAUUCCAACACCCCUUCUGAUUUUGAUUUCAAGCUUGAAAGUCUAGCACAAGAAUUCCGCUCCUUAUCUGAAUUCACGGAGCAUCUUGCUGCCAAUGUUGACAUUGUCUUCCCGGUGAUACAUGGCAAAUUUGGUGAAGAUGGUAGUAUUCAGGAGCUUUUGGAGAAAACAAAUGUCCCAUUUGUCGGGACACCCUCUAAUGAAUGUCGUCGUGCUUUUGACAAGCAUAGUGCAUCGAUCGAGCUCAACGCGCAAGGUUUCUUAACAGUACCGAACUUUCUUGUAGAGAAGGAUAAGUUGGCCAAGUCAGAGUUGGAGCAAUGGUUCCAAAGCAUCAACUUGAAUAAAGAAAAUGGCAAAGUGGUGGUCAAACCUACGAGAGCUGGAUCAAGUAUUGGUGUGGUUGUUGCCUAUGGUGCUAAUGAUGCAGCUGAGAAAGCCGAGGGAAUAAUUUCAGAGGGAAUUGAUGACAAAGUUAUCGUAGAAGUUUUCCUUGAAGGGGGCUGUGAGUUUACAGCCAUUGUUAUUGAUGUUGGGACAGCUAAUACCAGUGAGCCUGUUGUUCUCCUUCCAACUGAAGUUGAGCUUCAAUCAUCUGGCAAUAAUGAUAUUCAGGAGGAUACAAUAUUUAACUACCGUAGGAAGUACCUUCCGACUCGACAGGUUACUUAUCACACGCCUCCACGUUUUCCGCCAGAGGUGAUUGGUUGCAUAAGACAAGGAGUAUCUCUUUUAUUUCGCCAUCUUGGCCUUCGUGACUUCGCUAGGAUAGAUGGUUGGUUUUUACCAACUCCUGUUAGUACCCUUUCAUCAGGUGAAAAUGGUGGUAGAUUUGGAAAUACAGAGUAUGGUACUGUCCUUUUCACUGAUAUUAACUUGAUAAGCGGGAUGGAGCAAACCAGUUUUUUAUUCCAACAAGCUUCAAAGGUUGGAUUUUCUCACUCUCGAAUCCUCCGUACAAUUGUUCAGCAUGCUUGCUCGCGAUUUCCUUCCCUUGUUCCUUGCAAUAAUUCCUGGACUGCUUUGUCCAGAAAAAUGCAAUCAGCAAAACAAGCAGAGGUAAUCCAAAACGGAACACACAAGCAGAAGGCUUUUGUGAUAUUUGGUGGUGACACUUCAGAGCGGCAAGUAUCUCUUAUGAGUGGCACAAACGUCUGGCUUAAUUUGCAAGGCUUCGAGGAUCUUGAUGUGACACCGUGCUUGCUUACGCCUGCAAAUGGGUAUUCUUCUUCCCACAACCAAGAUGGCGAAAGUUCACGUGACGUGUGGACACUGCCAUAUUCAUUAGUGUUACGACAUACCACUGAAGAAGUUCAUGCUGCAUGUUUGGAGGCAAUUGAACCAGAGCGGGUUGAAAUAACAUCUCGCUUGCGUGAUCAAGUAAUGAAAGAACUUGAACAAGCAUUAAGCAAACAAGAUUGGUUUGCUGGCUUUGACAUCGCUGAUGAACAACCUACCAAGUACUCUCUGCAACAAUGGAUUGACCAUGUUAAAGAAGCUAAAGCUGUAGUGUUCGUAGCAGUUCAUGGCGGUAUUGGAGAGGAUGGUACCAUUCAAUUGAUGUUGGAAUCUGCAGGAGUUCCUUACACAGGGCCAGGACCAAUAGCUUCUAGGACAUGUAUGGACAAGGUUGCAACUUCACUUGCCGUCGACCAUUUGGCUGGUUAUGGAAUUCACACAAUACCUAAGGGUGUACGAGAAACAGACGAGCUACUAAGCUCAUCUCUUGUUGAUAUCUGGAAUGACCUGAAAUCAAAACUACAAACAGAAACAGUAUGUGUGAAACCUGCACGUGAUGGAUGCUCAACUGGCGUGGCAAGACUGUGCUGUCCGGAGGACCUGGAAGUCUAUGUAACUGCAUUGAGGAGAAAGCUUCAGCGUCUGCCUGCUAACUGCCUAUCUAGGGCACAUGGAGUUAUUGAGAUGCCAGUCCCUCCUCCAGAGUCUUUAAUUUUUGAGCCAUUUAUUGAAACCGACGAAAUUAUCAUUUCAAAUAAAUCAAGGGAUGACAGUGCCCGUCAUCUGGUAUGGAAGGGAGAAAAGGAGUGGCUUGAAGUGACUGUCGGUGUAGUUGGCAAAUGUGGGGAGAUGCAUUCGUUAAAUCCAAGUAUCACGGUCAAAGAAAGUGGUGAUAUUUUAUCGCUCGAAGAGAAAUUUCAAGGUGGAACCGGAAUCAACUUGACACCACCUCCAGCAACAAUUAUGAGCGAGGACGCGCUGCGGAAGUGCAAAAGUUGUAUCGAGAUGAUGGCGAACACACUGGGUCUGGAAGGUUUCUCGCGCAUCGACGCAUUUGUGAAUGUGCGCAACGGAGAGGUUCUGCUGAUAGAGGUGAACACUGUACCUGGGAUGACUCCAUCCACGGUUCUGAUUCACCAGGCACUUACAGAGGACCCACCAAUCUAUCCACACAAGUUCUUCAGGACGCUCCUUGAUCUGGCGUUUGCAAGGGCAAACUAGAUGAUGAUAUACAGUUCGUCCCCCCAUGAUCUCUGGAAGAACUACUCGUCGGCCGGCCAUUCCAGUGCAGAUUAAUAAGGUCGUUUAUAGGUGUAUUUCAUGCAACUGUUGAGUGUAUAAGUGACUAUAUCGUAUGGGUUUUUGAUUUACUCAAUGCAUGGUGAGCUUGGCAAGUGCAGUGCCAAGAGUUUGCGGUGCUAAUUAAAGAUCUUCUUAAUAAAGGAUUAGAUGAUUGUGUAGUAGUCGUUGGUGAGGUCCAGUGCUCUAAAAGGGCUUUCCACCAUGGUCGAUCUACGGUGCGAUUUGUGCUUAAUCAGUGAAAAGAUAGUUUCACCACUAUGGUUAAUCAAGAGUUUACUUGA
This is a messenger RNA of Brachypodium distachyon (stiff brome), 3391 nucleotides long. RefSeq lists its product as uncharacterized. NCBI's taxonomy places the organism in Eukaryota, Viridiplantae, Streptophyta, Magnoliopsida, Poales, Poaceae. The transcript is spliced from 24 exons. The coding region runs from base 189 to 3029 and encodes 946 amino acids. Gene Ontology annotation, molecular function: ATP binding; metal ion binding; D-alanine-D-alanine ligase activity. Gene Ontology annotation, biological process: peptidoglycan biosynthetic process. The record is from RefSeq and is a predicted model, not a curated record. Gene Ontology annotation, cellular component: chloroplast.